Lactuca saligna is the source of this 1807-nucleotide messenger RNA. NCBI's taxonomy places the organism in Eukaryota, Viridiplantae, Streptophyta, Magnoliopsida, Asterales, Asteraceae. The record is from the annotation of a GenBank genome assembly.
UGUUAUUCGCGUAAAUUAGCAAAAACUUUAAACAAUAUCCUUUUGACAUACCGUUGAUUCGAAUUUACGGAAGUGAGGAAGAAGAAGAGAAAGAAUGCAAUCGCCAUUGAUGGACGCUACAAGAACCUUUUGGAGUAAUUCAAGCACACAGUUUCUACGAUUUAGUCCAUCUUCAUCUCUUAAUUUAACCACUCUCCGACAGCCAUAUUCGCGUAUUUGGUGCAGCAGCUUAAACCCUAACAAUCGCCGAAUAGCGAGAGUGAAGGCACCGAAAGGAAAGGGGAAGGAUAAUGUUUGGAGUAUCGAUAAUGAUGCGGCUAAUGAGAGUCGAGGAGGAGAUAGGCGGAAGAAAGGCGACAGGAGGAGGACAAAAACAAGGAAUUCGACGACGAAGAGACGGAUAGCUAGUGAGAGCGAUGAAGGAAUAAUGGUUUCUGGUUCGAUGUUAAUAGAGACGGAGAAGGUUUUACAAACUCAGGAACCUGUGAUUAUGCCAAAAUGGAACACAUUUGCAAGCAGUGUUAGUGGCAUAUGGAAGGGAACAGGAGCAGUGUUCUCACCUAUCACUGCUAAAAUGGAGCCCAUUGAUGUUGGAAGAAACAACGAACAUCAAUUUGACUGCUACACUCUUUCUCGGAUCGAAGCAGUACCAUCAACAAACGGAACACAUGAAUCUCACAUUCAAAGAACUGUAAAUUGGGUGACUUUAAACCCUCAUGGUGAAAACAGACCUGUGAACAAAAACAAAGAGGACGCAUCUUUAUCCACCAUAGAAGCGUUUGAUGGAAGGAAAACAAACCAUGUAAUCCCAAAAUUCGAGUCUUUUAACUUUGAAACAAGUGAUGUAAUGGAAGAAGAUCUCAUGGGUAUGGAGCCUGGUCUUGUCUUUUUCGAGGAUGGCUCAUAUUCAAGGGGUCCAGUUGACAUACCUGUUGGAGAAGUUGAUGAUUCCAAUUACUUCCUAUCCCCAACUUUCAAAUUUGAGCAAUGUUUAGUUAAAGGGUGUCACAAAAGACUACGUAUUGUCCACACUAUAGAAUUCAGUGAUGGUGGCUCGGAUAUUCAAAUCAUGAGGGUAGCUGUUUACGAAGAGCAAUGGGUCGGUACCGCUCAUCUUUCUGACAAAAGUGACGUGGAUUUUGACGUGAAGCCAUUUUCUCAAAGAAAAAGAGUGCAACCAUCGGAAUUGAGCGGAUCAUGGAAGGUGUUUGAGACGAGUGCCACACCGAUUUAUGGCGGGGAGGCGGCGGUUAUGGAUGAUAACGAGGAGGACCCGCCGUAUGUUUAUCUUUGUACGGAGACUUUGAAGAAGAGGAGUUUGCCGGAAAUGGCAAUUUACUUUGGGGAGGAGGAGGUGGCGGACAUGGUGGAUGUUACGGUGUUAUGGUUGCCUGGCGGUGUUACGGGUUAUGUUGAUGUAAGUAAGGAUGGUGUGUUGUGUAUUGGUGUUGGGUGGUAUUCUGAUGAAGGGAUUAAUCUUGUUAUGGAAAGGGAUUAUGGAAGGGAUGGGAAGUUGAAGGAGGUUAGAUCCAAAACUGAAGUUAAGAGAAGGUGGACUGAUUCACCUCCUUUUUAAGCUGUGGAAAAAAAGAUUCAGAAUUUUAUAGAAAAAAAAGAGGUGGAAAGUCAUGUGUAAUGUGGUGUUUUUACUAUAACUUGUAUAAAGCAAUAGAAGGUUUUUACUAUAAAAGAAAGUUUUUACUAUAACUUGUCUUGUUGAUAAAGCAAUAGAGUCUAAUGAGGAGUCCAAAGGGUAUUUUUUUUUGUAAAUGGGUCAUGUUUGUUAAAUCAGCACAGUUAACACAUG